GGGACGAACGAUACCCUUCUUCUGAUAAAGGCGGAAGCGCGCCAAAUCUACUUAACUUGCCAAACACACCACCGUGCGCUCCGGUGCACCGGCGCCACCACCACCGUCAACAUGGGAAAGCAAAAACAACAAGUGAUUUCCCGUUUCUUCGCGCCCAAACCCAAAACUCCAUCACCAACCACCGAUUCAGUUUCACCUUUAUCUUCUUCUUCGGUUCAGAACCCUCCAACUCCCAAAAUCUCAACCACCGUCACUUUCUCUCCAUCCAAACGCCUCCUAACUUCUCAGUUAACUUCCCCUCACAAGCCACCCAAACUCCCCAAACUGUCCCCUCACACACACAACCCUCUGCUCCCUCCUCCACCCGAUCACUCCCUCCACCAGCGUUUCCUCCAGAAGUUUCUCGAACCUUCCCCACACUCACAACCCCAUUCGUCCUCCAAACCCUUAAAGUACACUCCUUUGGAGCAACAGGUGUUGGAGCUCAAAGCUAAAUACCCUGAUGUUCUUUUGAUGGUUGAAGUCGGUUACAGGUACCGUUUUUUCGGCCAAGAUGCUGAGAAUGCUGCUAGGGUUUUGGGUAUUUAUGCGCAUAUGGAUCAUAAUUUUUUGACUGCUAGCAUACCAACUUUUCGAUUGAAUGUCCAUGUGAGGAGGCUUGUGAGUGCAGGGUAUAAGGUUGGUGUGGUUAAGCAGACCGAGACUGCUGCCAUUAAGGCUCACGGUUCGAACCGGUUAGGCCCGUUUUGCAGAGGGUUGUCGGCAUUGUACACCAAGGCCACGCUGGAGGCGGCUCAGGAUUUGGGGGGAGAGGAAGAGGGGUGUGGGUCAGAGAGUAAUUACUUGCUGUGUGUUGUGGAGAAGAGCAUUUUGGGAGAGAAAUCAAAUUGUGGGGUGGAAAGUGGUUUUGAUGUGAGGAUUGGGAUUGUUGCUGUGGAGAUAUCAACGGGGGAUGUUGUUUAUGGAGAGUUUAAUGACAAUUUUUUGAGGAUUGCGCUUGAGGCUGUUAUUGUGAGCUUGUCUCCCGCUGAGUUGCUUCUUGGGGACCCUCUUUCCAGCCAAACAGAGAAGUUAUUACUGGCUUUUGCUGGACCUGCCUCAAAUGUUCGUGUGGAGCGUACCUCACGAGAUUGCUUCACUGGUGGAGGUGCUCUUGCUGAAGUAAUGACAGUGUAUGAGAACAUGCAUGUAGACAGUCCACCAGAUUCAAUGCGAAGCAAUGAUUUGUCUGAACACAGAAGUCAGCAGUUGGUCGUCAAGGAGGUGAUGAACAUGCCAGAUUUGGCUGUCCAAGCUUUGGCCUUAAGUAUUCGCCAUUUAAAGGAAUUUGGUUUUGAAAGAAUUCUGUGUUCAGGAGCAUCUUUAAGGCCCUUCUCGAGCAAUACGGAAAUGAGCCUCUCAGCCAAUGCACUUCAACAACUGGAGGUUUUAAGAAAUAACAGUGAUGGAUCUGAAAGUGGUUCCUUGUUGCAAAUUAUGAAUCACACUCUUACUAUAUUUGGCUCCAGGCUUCUUAGGCAUUGGGUAUCUCACCCAUUGUGUGAUAGAACCUUGAUUUCUGCUCGUCUUCAUGCUGUAUCUGAAAUUGCAGAGUCCAUGGGAUCUUGUAAUGGCACGAAGAAUCUUGGAUGUGUUGAGAAAGAUUCUGAUGUAGCAACUGUGCAAUCUAUGUUAGCAUACGUACUUUCGUUGGUUUUGACUACUCUGGGCCGGGCACCUGAUAUUCAGCGUGGGAUUACAAGAAUUUUCCAUUGCACUGCUUCCCCAGCUGAGUUCAUUGCAGUUAUUCAAGCAAUUUUGUCUGCUGGAAAACUGCUUCAGCAGCUAAACGUUGGAGAGGGGCAUAAUACUACAUUGCGGUCUAAUCUUUUAAAAAAGUUAAUUUUGACGGCUUCCUCUGCCAGCGUUAUUGGCAAUGCUGCAAAAAUGUUGUCAUCUUUAAACAAAGACUGUGCUGAUCAAGGAGAUCUAACAAAUUUGAUCAUUGCAUCCGAGGGACAAUUUCCAGAGGUCAUCAGAACUCGGAAGGCUUUUCGGAUGGCAGUGGAGCAAUUAGAUUCAUUGAUUGACUUGUAUCGCAAACGGCUUGGAAUGCGAAAUUUGGAAUUCUUGUGUGUUUCUGGCAUAACUCAUUUGAUAGAGUUAUCAACUGAUGUAAAGGUUCCUUCAAACUGGGUUAAGGUAAAUAGCACAAAGAAAACAAAUAGGUAUCACCCUCCUGAAGUAGUGACAGCAUUGGACAAGUUAUCAUUAGCAAAAGAAGAGCUAACUGUUGCCUGUCGAGCUGCUUGGGGUAGCUUUCUGAGGGACUUCAGUAAAUACUAUCCUGAGUUUCAAGCUGCUGUUCAAGCUUUAGCUGCUUUAGAUUGUUUGCAUUCACUUGCCAUUCUUUCAAGAAAUAAGGGAUAUGUUCAACCAGUGUUUGUAGAUGCUAAUGAGUCUGUUCAGAUACAAAUUUGUUGUGGUAGACAUCCGAUUUUGGACACUACCUUACAAGACAAUUUUGUCCCAAAUGAUACAAACAUGCAUGCAGACAGAGAGUACUGUCAGAUUGUUACUGGACCUAAUAUGGGGGGAAAAAGUUGCUAUGUUCGCCAGGUGGCUCUGAUUGCUAUAAUGGCUCAGGUUGGUUCCUUUGUCCCAGCAUCAUCAGCAAAACUGCAUGUCCUGGAUGGGAUCUACACCCGAAUGGGUGCUUCUGACAGUAUUCAGCAAGGGAGAAGCACCUUCCUCGAAGAACUAAGUGAGACUUCACAUAUACUCCAUAGCUGCACAGGACAUUCACUGGUUAUCAUUGAUGAGCUUGGGAGAGGUACAAGUACACAUGAUGGUAUGGCCAUUGCUUAUGCGGCUUUACAUUAUCUUCUAAAGCAAAAAAGAAGCAUGGUCCUCUUUGUCACUCACUAUCCAAAGAUUGCCAACCUGGGAACUGAAUUUCCAGGCUCUGUGGCAGCAUAUCACGUAUCACAUCUGACCUCACACGAUGAUGCCAGUAAAAAGUCCAACUUGGAUCAUGAAGAUGUCACUUAUCUAUACAAGCUCGUGCCUGGUGUAUCAGAAAGGAGUUUCGGAUUUAAAGUGGCCCAGCUUGCACAGUUACCAUCCCAUUGCGUUAGUCGAGCCAUUGUCAUGGCUUCCAAAUUAGAAGCACUAGUAAACAGCAGAAUACAUAGUAGAUCAGGAAAGGAGCUGCUAUUGGAUGCCUCGAUGAUUGAUCAAGGGCAAGAACCACAUCAGCUCAUGGCUCAACCACAUGAUUGUCCACGUCAAGAGUUUGGUAGAGCUUACAAGGAAUUCUAUUCAAACUUAAAAGCUGCAAUACUAGAUGAUGACCAUGCCAAAAGCUUUCAGCUUUUGGAGCAUGCUAGAAGCAUUGCUAAGAAAUUAAUUGUCAGAUCAUACAGUUUGUAUAAAUGACAUGACAUGCAGAAGCAGGGUUCAGAAGGUAUCCUCCUGCGUAGAUAAUAUUUUGCAUAAAAAAUUUCGUAUUUUUGUUUAAGUUUAGCAUUCCAAUUUUUGUUUCUUUACCUUCCUCCUGCUUGUUUAUAUUUUUGUAAUUUCCGUAAUGCUUGGGAGCUGAUUUUAUUUACUAGUUACUACGAUGUAUACGGGAUGUUGAAAUU
This is a messenger RNA of Gastrolobium bilobum, 3623 nucleotides long. RefSeq names its product DNA mismatch repair protein MSH3. The record is from RefSeq and is a predicted model, not a curated record. Lineage: Eukaryota; Viridiplantae; Streptophyta; Magnoliopsida; Fabales; Fabaceae. Gene Ontology annotation, molecular function: ATP-dependent DNA damage sensor activity; ATP binding; mismatched DNA binding. The transcript is spliced from 13 exons. Gene Ontology annotation, cellular component: nucleus. Gene Ontology annotation, biological process: mitotic recombination; mismatch repair. The coding region runs from base 112 to 3417 and encodes 1101 amino acids.